Messenger RNA from Cyprinodon tularosa, 1688 nucleotides. Its product is annotated as CD82 antigen. The record is from RefSeq and is a predicted model, not a curated record. The transcript has 7 exons. Gene Ontology annotation, cellular component: membrane. Lineage: Eukaryota; Metazoa; Chordata; Actinopteri; Cyprinodontiformes; Cyprinodontidae. Bases 129 to 782 code for a protein of 217 amino acids.
AGGAACUGACCUCUGAUCAGCGGGCUGGGGGAGGUGGCUGAAGAUGUCUGUUGGAGAUCAUCUCAGACGGUCCAGGAAGUCUGGACCUUAGAAGGAUUUCAAACCCAAACCUGCUGCCGUUGGUCAGGAUGGAGCUGGAGGUGAAGAUCGAGCUGCUCAAGUUCUGCUUUGGGGUUUUAAACUCCAUUUUCCUGGUUCUGGGUCUGAGCGUUAUGGGUUGCGGAAUCUGGAUCCUCUUUGACACCGGAAACUUCCUCCAGGUUCUCUCCUCCGAGGAGCUUCGUGUGGUGGCAUCAGGCCUGUUUAUGAUUGGCGGAGUGGUGGUGUUGAUCAGCCUCACCGGAUGUGCUGGAGCCACCAUGGAGAAAAGGUUCAUGCUGCUGGUGUACCUGGGAUUCCUCAUUGUUCUGGUUCUGGGUCAGUUGUUUGUGACAUUCCUGCUCCUCUUUAAUAGAAGCAAGAUUGAGAAAAGUUUGACAGAGUCUGUGGAUCAGAUCAUCUUCCAGUACGGGAACAACAGCGACAGCAGCGGCAGCAGAAUAAUGGACAGCGUGCAGCAUUCAGCGGAGUGCUGUGGCUACAAAGGUCCUGCUGACUGGCUCAACAACAGCUUCAUUAAAACUCUGAACCUGACGAGUCCGGUUGUGGCGCCAUGUUCCUGCUUCAGUUCCGUUCAACCCGGUUUUAACUCGUCCUGGUGUUCGGAAAACAGCUCGUUCUCUGAGCUGGGGAUUAAAGAAGGAAGUGGACUUUUUACUAAGGUACUGAUGAGGAGUCUGUGAUGAACUCCUAAAUACCAACUGCACCAUAUUUAUACUGGAUCCUGGUUUGAGAGUUAGAAUGAUAUUUGAUGUUCUUUUAAACUUCACAAAAAUAUAUAAAUUCUGUUUCUAUAGAAUGCAAAAAUAUGUGGUUAAAUAGAUUUAGAUGUUUGGAGGCUGACAAUUAGUGGUUUACUGACGCCAUGUUUGAUUUGUCAGAACUGCAUUCAGACGAUCGGUAGUUGGCUGCAGGGGAACUUCCUGACAAUCAUCGUAAUGGAUGCAAUCCUCAUUCUGCUGCAGAUAGCUGAAGUUUCCGUCGCCGCAUAUCUGUUCCGCAUGUUUGGGCAAAAACUUGUGUUAAAGAAAAACAAAGCGCUGCUCGAUCAAAGCCCCGACCCCGAGGACUCCUCCCCUGACAGCGGACUACAGAACCAGGCCUUCGCUGCCAAUGAGGACCCUACAGACCCAAACUACAUACCUGCUGUAGACCCCAACCACAUGGCUUAUGAUCAUUACCACCAGAACCAGAACCAGGGCUACCAGGGGCCAGUUAACUACGUCCAGAACCAGAACCAGGGCUACCAGGAGCCAGUUAACUACGCCCAGAACCAGAACCAGGGCUACCAGGAGCCAGUUAACUACGCCCAGAACCAGAACCAGGGCUACCGGCAUUACUAAAUCCCCUCAGAUUGAAUGUGCUCCAAACUUCCGCUGCACAUCUUUGUUCCAAAGAAAAUCAUCUUUUUGUAUUGAAUUCUUUCUAUUGAGGUGUUGUGCAAUAAUAUCUUUAGGUUGUUUUGUAUUCAGUCAAAUGAUUGUCCUAUGUGCCUAAUGCAUAAAUCUACAAUAAAUUGAACAGAAACAAAUGAAUCUCCAGGGUUGACACAGUCCAGUCAAUAAACGCUUUAACUAAGAUGGGAAAAU